Molecule: messenger RNA, 3538 nt
Organism: Cheilinus undulatus (humphead wrasse)
Lineage: Eukaryota; Metazoa; Chordata; Actinopteri; Labriformes; Labridae
Gene: fam217ba
Product: family with sequence similarity 217 member Ba
Exons: 4
Coding region: 497-2179 (560 amino acids)
Source: RefSeq, a predicted model, not a curated record
GUAAAAAGACAUACCACAGUUUGCGGGCUUCGUUUUAAAGCGCGUGUAUUUCACGUUGACUUCAACUCCCAUGAUGCACCUCUACUGCUCAAUACGACCAAGGCGGUAGCCAGUCAGCAGCAGGUAAACAAACCUAUCUGCUUCUUGGGAAGACGAGCUAAACAAAGCGUAUGCACUGUCUUGCAUUUUUAAUGGCAUGGAAGAUGAUAGUCCAAAAAGAGAUGACUCAGCUGUCACCAAUUCAUUAAAAAGUCGCGCGAUUGUUAUUUAAUCGAGGCGAGUCGACGACGAGCAGAAGGACGAAUUGAACCUGCAGUGAAGAAACGAGCGCCGACAUCUGCGCAUGAUGCAUUGCAGCACUUUAAAGAAAAUGUGUGUUUUUAGCCUCAUUCUCAGAAUAGGGUACAUGAUUCGGGACGUCGGCUGGGUUCUUUAGCUACCGUAACAUUUGAUUGUGCUGGAUUCUCAACAAUAUCCCAUCUGUGCGACCUGCAACAUGGGGCCCAUCAUGCAGGAACGCACAGCGUCCACGACACUGAAACGCGUCGUCUCCAAAGAGAAGAUUCGAGGAAAAAAUACCGAGAACAAUGUGCCAGUAACAAGUUCAAAGAAAGGUAACAAGAUGAAGAAAGCCGUGGGUCCAACGAAAAACGGCCUCCCAGGACCGGGUCAGGAUAAGGACACACUGACCACAGUGCAGAAAGGUGCACAGUCAGGCAGGUUUAAAUCUGGCACUGCACGGAAUACGAGCAAACUCUCCAGCCCCGAAGAAGAAGAUUUGAGACCCCCACUCCGCAAACACGUGUCGGUGCACAGGAAAGAGGAGAAACGUGAAAAUCAGCGAUUGUCACAAUGCAGCAAUGAGCUACACCUGAAUCGUGGGGCGAUGGGGAAAAACAGGCGUGCCCUUUCCCUGCCUCUCUCCCCAAUAUCAGGUCUACGACACAUGCCAUCACACCCACUAACACACUCUCCUGCCCCGACCCCAGAGACCCUACAGCAGCACUACAACCAGAAGGAUGUUGACACUGACAGCGCCAGUGAUCUGUCAGACUCUGAGAGGCUGCCUGUGCUGCCCUCUCCUUGUACCCCCUGCACCCCCCCUCACCUCAAUCUGCGGGCUGAGGUCAUAAACACCAAUGACUUUCCCCCUGACAUCCCAGGACCCCGUGGGUGCGUGAGUGAUGAAAUUGAGAGUGAAAAACCCAGCUACAGUUACUCAGACUUUCUACCGCCUCCGUUCAACAGCUGGAGCCUGAAACAGCUUGCAGUGUUCCUUCACACAGAGGGCCGCGGGGCCCCCAGGCCCAAGCCUGUAGGGCCAUUAGAGAGGUACCUGGAGAGGCUACUGCAGUUGGAGUGGCUUCAGAUCCAAACAGUGCAAGCAGAGAGCAGCCGACCACCAGGGAGCAGACCGAGACCACAGAGCUUUCCCUCUGCCACUACCGCACACCCUCCAAGGCCUCACACUGCUCCAUCAUCCCGACUCAACUCCCCUAAAGGGCUGCGGCAAAGUCAGCGAGCCUUCCCAUUCACACCUGUCAACAACCCUCCAUCACCUGCUGCAGCCCAGCACCAGCACUCACGCUUUCCAGUCUGUCCUCAUUGUCACAUUCGCUACCCACUGUGCAAUGGAAGCUGCUCUGCCUACGCCUACCAGCGCCACUCGCGGCUCAGCCCACUGCUUGAGCGCAGAGCAAGACCUGGAGCACCGACAAAGAGGAGCAGCAGUGAGACCAGAGCAAACUCCACAGAAGGCAGGAGUCCAGGAGGACAAGGCGGAGCCCAGACCCCAGUUAGCCCCUCAACCGGAAGGAGUCAUCUCAGACACAUGCAGGCGGCGGGCAAUGCACGUAAGCAACCCCAAGAAUCUGGAAACAAUCCAAACAGCAGAGGUCCGGUGAGGAAAAGCCGUGUCAGAGCUAACUCUGAGACGGAUGUUAAAAAAGAGCCUGGUGGCAAAGCAGCCGCUACAGAGAAACGUGUCUUUGCUGCAAGUAAGAGAGAGGUCACCACUUCCAAGAGAGUAGAGAAGGACUGGCAGAGGACAGAGGCAGGAGGUCAGGCCUCGAAAACUGCUACCAAGAGAUCUCCUAAGGAGCCACAGUCUCUCUCCAAAGCACCGCUUAGCAGUAAGCAGAAUGGCAAAACAAAAAAUGUGCACUUUGUCACAAAGUAACCUGUGUACACACACAAUAUAGCGCUUUAUUUAGUGUUUACCUGGUACAGGAGCUUAAACCUAUGCCUGCUUUCUGUGUUAUUUGUGUAAUACUAACAUGUAACUGUUGUACAGCAGUCUAAAUCAGUGGUGUACAGCCUUCAAAAGGUUAAAACUAACAAGUAGUUUAGCAGCUAGAAUAUAGACAGCACUGACUUUAAAGGUUAACAAAUAAAGCAAAAAUAUAUGAAUACAUUGUAAACAUUCAAAUGUGCGGCAAGUAUACAGUCAUAAUGUUGCACUGUGGUGAAAGAAGAAUCACUAUGGCCCCAGGUCUUUAAAAGCAACGCUUCUAUGUUAUUAAAGUUAUUUGCACUGCAGUCCAUGUGCUACUAAUGUUGCUACAUGCAUCAAAUAAGCAUCCACUGAACCACUGAUCAGCUUUGAGCAUAAGUAUUUCAUAGUGAAGUUUAACAUAGAUCAUUGCAUUUUGGUCAUAAAUUACAACUGUAGCUGUUACAAGUAGUUUUGAUGUUGGAAUGUCUUUGUUUUUAAAGCUUUUUCUUUACUUGAUGUUGUUUUUAAACUUUUCUUUGGUGCCUCAUCUUUUAAGUCACGUUUACAGCAUCUUCGACUGAAAUGAAGGAGGCGCAAUAAGUGGUGUUGUACUGCUGUAAUGUAAGUUGUUCCAGAUAUAUUUGUGCAAUGGAUUUCUAUCUUUGGUUACAAGGGCUUUUCAUGUUUGAACAGCUUGAAUUGUAGUCAAUGAUGAUAUACUGUAUUUUGCAUAGAGCUGAGCUCUUUCUAUCAUUGAAGACAGUGUAAUGUUUGCUAUGAAUGUAAAUGCAUAUUUUUUCAAAUUUUAUAUACCAUAGUUAUAUUUAUGAAAAGUGUUGUGGUUGGCCUGUAUUCACCAUUGUCAUUGUUAUGUUUACAUUAUCGAGCACUAUUAGAAAAUAUUUAGCAAAAGAGCUGAAUGUAAUAUAAUGCUGUACCAUUGGUUCAUGCCUAUGAUGAAGUGGAAUUUUAACACAUCAUUGCUGUAAGACUGAAACACCUUAAUGUUCUACAUAUCACCUCCAUCGUCUACUGCAUACUUGAAGUCUUUAGAACACUGUUCACAUCAGAGUGUCUUCUCUGUUGGUGUUAUUGUCCAUACACAUAGAAUUCAUGGAAACACUUUAAUGUUAAUAUGAUAUGUAUUCAUACUGCACCUCUCCUCUUAUUAUACAUGUAAAGUAUCAAAGCCAUAGACAAGGGACCAGAAGUGGCGCUGUUCUUAUAACUGUGUACAUGAUGUUGACAAGCACGCUGAAAGAUUGUGGUAUGUAUUUUCACAAUAUUGAAUGCAAGUAUUUGUAAGGCAUAGAAAUAAAUGUU